CGCCGGGUCACGAUGAGUAACGCAUUUACACAUCGCCGUACACGGGACAUAAUGCCGUUAAAUGUUUCCCGUAACACACAAAUCGCCUUGUUUACACGCUCAUGGAUGAGUAAAUAACCAAUCAACGCUUUGUUUGUGGCUGCGCCUAGAAUCGGUCACCUUACAAGUUAUCUACUGGAUUAUGCAAACAUCCCAACUAUCUGUCUCACUCGCUAGGUGCAUAUUAAUACAGACGUAUGGCUGUGAGGAGAAUGAUGACAUCGCCAUGUUGACACUAUGGCGUCCUACGAAACGAUGGCCGAGACUAAUCUACCUGCUAGCUCUGUUUGUCUCCGUCUGUCUCAACAUAUCCCUCUUCCUGGUCAAGGUCACUCAACGCGUCAGCGAUGCAAACCACCAUUCUUCAUACGAAUACACACACGGUCACAACCAGCAGCCUCGGUCUUCUGCAAGACAGACUCUGAUCGUUUCAUACAUGCGCAGUGGGUCAACUUUAACAGGGGACAUUUUGCAGCAACACCGAGAUGUGUUUUACGUGUUCGAGCCGCUGUUCACCGUCGAUCGACUUGUCAAAUACUACUUGCCGGCCGUUUAUCUCGACAAACCUUCACGUUUAAAGCGUCUAGAAGCGUCUCCGUUGGUGAGCACUAUUGAAGAUGUGUUGAGGUGCAAGUUCGCAGACAUGGACGUGCUCACACUGCAUCAACACCACAUGGACAAGAGCCACUCCACCAGGGACUACCUCAAGUGCGCGCAGAACAGCACACUCUUACACUUCCACAAGAUGUGUCUCAGCGACCUGGUAUCCAGGUGCCUCGGUUCGAAACACGUCGUUGUCAAAUCCAUUCGCAUGGACAUGAGUAUGACCGGGCAACUUCUGAAACAGUUACCCAACCUCAAGGUCAUUCAUCUGAUCCGCGACCCGCGUGCCACGAUCUUGUCACGUGUUCAACUAGGUCUGGCUCAGAUGAAAAUCCUAAAUUUAAACAUUGACGUCAUGAAGCAGCAAGCACAGAAAUCUCCCCAGCAUUGCGACCAAGUGAAAAACGACUUGGAUGAAGCAUACCGGCUGAGAAAGGAAUUUCCCGGAAGGGUAGCCAUUUUACUUUACGAAAAGAUCGUCCAAUCUCCCGUGAGUAUGGCAGAGCAGCUGUAUAAAUUCCUAGGGAUGAAAAUAACCAAGGAGAUCAAGCAGUAUGUCUUUAACAUUACAAAUGGCGGAAUGGCGGACACGUGUGCCGUCUGUACAAUCCGCAAAAACGCCAGCGUUACCGCUUUCAAAUGGCGGACGCAGAUCAGUCUACCGAUAGCACAGAUGAUCGAUCGCGCAUGCGCCAAUGUGUACUCGGAUCUGGGUUACGUUCCAAUCUCAGCAGAAUCCCAGAUCCUGAACGAAUCAUUCCUGACAUGGAGAGAGAGGUAUGUGCCAGGGAUGUUAACAAACGUGCACGCAUCCCUCUCAAACGCCGCAUUUCAAAUCUAUUCUAUAUGAAACACUGUAUUUAGUUGAGGGAGUUAGUUUUUAACAGAUCCAUAACCCAAGGAGAGAGGUGGGAUUACGAGAGGUCCAAACGCGCCAAUUCGGGUCGAAAGUCUUUCACUAGACAGAGCCACUGAGAGCUAAGGUGCCCCUUAGCUAUACAUACACCCAGAAAGUUCCACAGAACUGGGAAGAUGAGGUUUUUGGAUUCUACCCAUCCCCACUCGAUUAUGUCCGGACUAACAGCUAACCUGUCCUCUUGAACGUGGUGAUGGAUAAUCAGAGGGUAAUCUUGUAAGAUUACUGAACAAUGAACAUUUUCAUUAGCAUCGUAUCAUAUGCUGUAACAUCAUUCUAUUCAUUCCGUGUCCAUUCUGAUUAAAUCUUGAAAAUGG
This is a messenger RNA of Gigantopelta aegis, 1875 nucleotides long. RefSeq names its product carbohydrate sulfotransferase 1-like. Gene Ontology annotation, biological process: sulfur compound metabolic process; N-acetylglucosamine metabolic process. The coding region runs from base 182 to 1492 and encodes 436 amino acids. The transcript has 5 exons. Lineage: Eukaryota; Metazoa; Mollusca; Gastropoda; Neomphalida; Peltospiridae. Gene Ontology annotation, molecular function: N-acetylglucosamine 6-O-sulfotransferase activity. The record is from RefSeq and is a predicted model, not a curated record.